UUCUGUCAUUUAUUGUGAUCAAAGUUGUAGCUCAUUGUCAUUUUACAAACAACGUCAAACAGAAAAUUUUAAGUUGGAGUUUGUUCGAGUAUUCCAUUGAAUGUGGAUAGAGAAUUAUCAUUUUGUGUAUUGAAUGCCACAAAAUAUAUAACAAUGACGCUCACUAAAAUGGAGGUUGACUCCGUCAAAGGAGAAGGCUUCCGACCUUACUACACAACGAAGAUCGAGGAGUUGCAACUCAUCGUCGCCGAAAAAUCUCAAAAUCUUCGCCGUCUCCAAGCACAAAGAAAUGAACUCAACGCUAAAGUGCGUAUGUUGCGCGAAGAACUGCAAUUAUUGCAGGAACAGGGCUCUUACGUCGGCGAAGUCGUGAAACCGAUGGACAAAAAGAAGGUGCUAGUCAAAGUGCACCCCGAAGGUAAGUUUGUGGUAGAUUUGGACAAAAAUGUCGAUAUCAACGACGUUACAGCCAACUGUCGCGUUGCACUGCGUAAUGAAAGCUACACGCUGCACAAAAUACUGCCUAACAAAGUUGAUCCCCUCGUGUCUCUUAUGAUGGUAGAGAAGGUUCCAGAUUCCACUUACGAAAUGGUUGGAGGCUUGGAUAAGCAAAUUAAGGAGAUUAAAGAGGUUAUUGAACUGCCUGUUAAACAUCCAGAGCUAUUUGAUGCAUUAGGCAUCGCACAACCUAAAGGUGUGCUGCUAUAUGGGCCGCCUGGUACUGGUAAGACUUUGUUAGCCCGUGCAGUCGCUCACCACACUGAAUGCACCUUCAUCCGUGUCUCUGGUUCAGAAUUGGUGCAGAAGUUCAUUGGAGAAGGAAGUCGUAUGGUGCGAGAACUCUUUGUUAUGGCCAGAGAACAUGCUCCAUCUAUUAUAUUCAUGGAUGAAAUUGAUUCUAUUGGUUCAUCUCGUAUUGAAUCUGGGAGUGGAGGGGAUUCAGAGGUACAGAGAACUAUGUUAGAACUUCUCAACCAGCUUGAUGGUUUUGAAGCUACGAAGAACAUUAAAGUUAUAAUGGCCACCAAUCGCAUAGACAUUUUGGACCCUGCUUUAUUGAGACCUGGUCGUAUUGACAGGAAAAUUGAAUUCCCCCCACCAAAUGAGGAGGCCCGUUUGGACAUUCUUAAGAUUCACUCUCGGAAGAUGAACCUUACUCGAGGCAUUAAUUUGAGGAAGAUUGCAGAACUGAUGCCAGGGGCAUCAGGUGCGGAAGUCAAGGGUGUGUGUACAGAAGCUGGUAUGUAUGCCCUGAGAGAGCGUAGGGUUCAUGUCACUCAGGAGGACUUUGAGAUGGCAGUUGCCAAGGUCAUGCAGAAAGACUCUGAAAAGAAUAUGUCUAUCAAGAAAUUGUGGAAGUAACUUUUACUAUUAUGUUAUUUUCUUAAUGCUUAAUUAUAAUGUAAAAAAGAUAAUAAAAGUUGUCUUAGCAAACA
Molecule: messenger RNA, 1436 nt
Organism: Pararge aegeria (speckled wood butterfly)
Lineage: Eukaryota; Metazoa; Arthropoda; Insecta; Lepidoptera; Nymphalidae
Gene: Rpt6
Product: 26S proteasome regulatory subunit 8
Exons: 1
Coding region: 154-1362 (402 amino acids)
Biological process (GO): proteasome-mediated ubiquitin-dependent protein catabolic process
Cellular component (GO): proteasome regulatory particle, base subcomplex
Molecular function (GO): ATP binding; proteasome-activating activity; ATP hydrolysis activity
Source: RefSeq, a predicted model, not a curated record